Molecule: messenger RNA, 791 nt
Organism: Pyrus x bretschneideri (Chinese white pear)
Lineage: Eukaryota; Viridiplantae; Streptophyta; Magnoliopsida; Rosales; Rosaceae
Product: protein BIC1-like
Exons: 1
Coding region: 148-642 (164 amino acids)
Biological process (GO): blue light signaling pathway
Source: RefSeq, a predicted model, not a curated record
CCCCACCCAUUCUAGCCUCCAUAUAUUGUUAGCACACACACAUAUCUUUCACAGAGUUCGAACUACAAGAACUACCAGAGGAAGAAGAAGAAGAAGCAGCAACAAGUUCUAGGAAGCACAGAUUUUUAUCACCAUUUCUGAAUCCGAAUGAGAAGAAAACGAUCUCAAAUGGCUCAUCAAAUCUCUCUGCAGAAACCCAUCAUCCAAAACACUCCAGUUCUACCAAAGAUGCAAGAAUAUGGUGAGCAGAUCUUAAAGAAAAAUGACAGUUUUAUGGAGCUGCAAGGAAGCACGUCACGAAAGAUGCAUGAAAACGAGGAAGUUUCAGUAAUGGAUGGUCAUGAUUCAGCUGCUGCAGAAGGUGAUGAUCAUGUUGUUGUUCUGGAUCAAGAUCCCACGGCGGCGGCGGCGGAAGAGGAAGAGAGUGGACGUGAGAGGUUGAAGAAGCACAGAAUGGAGGUGGCCGGACAGGUUUGGAUUCCGGAUAUUUGGGGGCAGGAGGAGUUGCUGCAGGAUUGGAUUGACUGUUCAGCUUUUGAUGCUUCUUUGUUUCCGAGCGGGAUUAUGACUGCUCGUUCUGCGUUGGUUGAGGAGGGGAGGAGAGAAAACUCCGGCAGAUUAAGAAUAGAAUACAGGUGUUGAAUAUUCAUUAAUGAUAAUUUAAUCUUCUUAUUAGUUUUAUAAGAUCAUUAAUCUUUGUUUUAAUAAUUAUAAUGAUCAUUACAAUGUUUCUUCCCAGUGAUUUUUUUUUUAAUUUUCUAUUAUUAAGUGGAGAUGAAGAUUUGAAACUA